UAAAUUUUGCCAGACUUCUAUUCAUCCAUCUUUCCCUUCCAUGGAUCGUGCAUCUCAUGUCAUGUCCCAGCCUCCCCUCACAAAGAUGUCCCCCUACGGUUUCAUCCAAAAGUCUUAGUAUUGAACUUUGCCGUGUAGGUCUCUGAAGCAUUUUUCCUUAACUGCACUUAAACGUUGAGGUUGAGGCGCAUCUCCUCGCAUAAGGAUACGGCGCCUCGUGUAUUGUAAAGCUUAUCCUUUCUCCAUUGGAUUCCCUCUCACAUCCAUGUCAAAACUCAUUGGCCACAUCUCUGGAUGGAUUCAUGGACUCUGCUUUCUUCCAUGGAUCUAUAUGUCUACCCCUGUAAUCCAGUAAUCUCCAUUAUUACAGCUUUAGAGCAAAUGUGAAAAUCCAAUAACACGAUCUCUCUAAAUCCCUUCUGCUUUUUGGAACGUCGGCUAUUCCACGUGAAUUGUCGAAUCUACUUGUUUGUAUAUGCAAAUGUCCCUCAAGGAUUCUGACUGGCAGGCACUGCAUUCAUUCUACACAUCAAGUUGGGGACAGUUGACUUUUUCCCUUCUUGGGUCUUUAAAUCUGGGAACACAUUGUUUCUCCCCAUUUAACUAAAUCUUCUUUGAUCUCUUCGUUACCGUUUUAUCGUUUUCGGCACACAGGCCCGUUCCAUGUAUUUAAGCUCUGUACGUAACCGUCUCACUGUGUUUGUAGCUUUUGUAGACGGUAUUCUUUCUUAAAUUUAGGUUUCCAGUUACUCACAGGAUUGUUUUCCGUGUGUUGACUUUCUCUCCCGUGCCGCUGCUGAGCUCUCAUUAACGAGCACUAAGCUCUUAUUAGCUCGGAGAGUCUGGGGGAGAUACAUGGGUUGUUCCAUGUAGACGAUCACAUGACCUACGAAAAGGAGUACUUUGGUUUCUUGCUGUCUCCGGUGCGUGCCGUGACUCUUCUGGCAUUAUAGCACUGACUAGGCCUCCAGCGUGACGUUGAAUAGACGUCCCUGCCAGGUUCACAUCCUCAAGCAGAAAGCAUCCAGUCUUGGACCAUUGAGUGGCUUGUUAGUUGUAGGUUUGACUGUUUACGGCCUUUUUGUGGGGGAGGAAGUUGUCUUGUGUCCCUGGGGUGCUAGUUUUUAUAUCACCAGUGGACUUUGAAUCUAGUCAGACGGUUCUUCUGCAUAGCUUGAUGUGAUCCUGUCAUUUUUGUUCUUCAUCUGAUUUCUCAAUCUGUGGAUUUCAUUGAUGGAUUUUCAGGUAUGGGAAGAACAGCCCUCACAUUCCCGCUAUAAAACCCAGCUGAUCGUGGCUCAUUCUGCUUCUCACAUAUUGCUCCAUUCAAACUGCUAGGUUUUUGUUGAAUACUUUGGUGCCUGUGUUAGGAAAGAAUAUUGGUCUGUCAUUUUCUUGGUAUCCCUGCGGUGCUGGCCUCAUAAAAUCAGUGGGACGCAUUCCCUCUGCUUUGUUUCCUAGAAGAAGUUGUGUAAGUUGUUGAUAUUUCUUCAUUUAAUGUUUGUUAGAAUUUGCCAGAGAAACUGUCUUGGCCCAGAGAUGUCUUUGCAAAUGUGUUUACCUGUGAAUUCAGUUUAUUUAAAAGAUACGGGACCAUGCACACAGUUCAGUGUUUGAAAUCCAUCCUCUGAGAGUUUCGGUAGCUUGUGGUUUUCCAGUAUGUGCUACAUUGCCUCUGACCUGUGGAAUGUGAAGCUGUAGAGUCGCGUGUAUUCUUACCAUGUUGAUCAUUUUAUGUUUUCUGCGUCUGGAGUGAAAUCUCUUCUUGGCGUUCCUGAUAUUGGUAACUUGUUUCUUUGCCCUCUUUUUCCCCCAGUCAGUCCUGCCACGGGUUUAUCGCUUCAAAGAACCAGCUUUUGGAUUAAUUGAAUUCUUGUAUGUUUUUUUCUGUUUGAAGUCUCCUGGGGGGUUUUGCUUCUGUUGCUUAGCAAAAUAAAUUCUUAUCUACAGUAGGAAUUCGGAGACGAUCUCCAUAGGUAUGAGUAGCCUUUUUGACUGGACGCAAACCCAGUGGUCAGGAAGACGAACAUGCAAAACGGUGCGUCCCCAUGGUGCAAACGCUUACAAUUGAGUAGAAGUCUCCCUUGUGAAUGGAUGAAAAUGAACACUCACGGGGAGAGCAUCUUCUGGGGUCUGCCUGCACACAUUCCUCGCUACCUUCUUGGUGUCUGAGAACCUCCAGCUUCACCACCCUUUCUAGACCCAAAGGCCUGGUGGAGCUUCCAGCUGGGACCAGACCUCCAUGGAUCCACUCCAGAAACAGAAUCCAGCAUCGCCUUCUAAAUCUUUCCCGAUGACAGCUGCAGAGACUUCCCGGGAAGGCCCAGCACCCUCGCAGCCUUCGUACUCGGAGCAGCUGAUGAUGGGCCUCAGUAACCUGAGCCCCGGUCCUGGCCUCAGUAACCUGAGCCUGGGCCCUGGCCCCAGCAACCUGAGCCCCGGCCCUGGCCCCAGCCACUCCGCGCCUCUCCCCGAGGGGCUGCUCCACCAGCGGUACAGAGAGGAGAAGACACUCGAAGAGCAGCGGUGGGAGAGGCUGGAGUUCCUUCAGCGGAAGAAAGCAUUCCUGAGGCACGUGAGGAGGAGACACCGCGAUCACAUGGCCCCCUAUGCUGUUGGGAGGGAAGCCAGAAUCUCCCCGUUAGGUGACAGAGGUCAGAAUCGAUUCCGAUGUGAAUGUCGAUACUGCCAGAGCCACAGGCCGAAUCUUUCUGGGAUCCCUGGGGAGAGGAACAGGGCCCCACUUCCCUCCUCCUGGGAGACGCUGGUGCAGGGCCUCAGUGGCUUGACCCUCAACCUAGGUACCAACCAGCCCGGGCCUCUGCCUGAAGCGGCACUCCAACCGCAGGAGGCAGAGGAGAAGCGCCAGCGAGAGAGGCAGCAGGAGAGCAAAAUAAUGUUUCAGAGGCUGCUCAAGCAGUGGUUAGAGGAGAACUGAGACGCGCACCCACCUGGGAUGGAGACCCGAAGGGACUCAGACGGAGCCCGCGUGUUGGCAGCGCCUGGGCGUGGGACCAUUUUGGGGACGAAACAGCAAGCUGCGGUCGGAUGAGUGCCAGGACCCGUUUACGGGGACACGUGGGAAUCCUCCCAGCAUGACGCUUGACCGACCCCAGGAAGGUCCUCAUCUUUGGUGCCUGCCAUUCUCGGAUGGCCGCGAGGCAUCCUGUGGCAAGGGACGCUGCGUACCAGCGGUCCCCGCCGCGUCUCACCUGCCUCCCGUGAUGCAUGUUGUCGCUCUCCCACCCUGGAUCUCCGUCUCUCUUCCCUACCUGCUGACCGUAAGAGAUCACACGUCAGUGUAGUGUGAAUGCCUUGUCGCUGUCCUAUAUGCUUUUGCACCACUGAGUUGACUGCCUCCGAGAAGCAGCACUAGGCCUGCUGAAAUGCAGUGCGCUGCCCUGAGAUCCAGUUUCAAGAACGGGCAGCUAAACACAGUGUGGGAAAGGGAUGUGCAAUGAGAACUUGGUGGUCCGCCGCUGUACUGUUUGCGUAAACUUUUAUGUAUGUGGUAAGCUACAUGUAUGUAAAUGUCGCCCUGCCCCUAACGGUCGAGUAGCAUUCUCCCUUGCAGGAAUUUCUGAUGGGGUUCCUCAUCACCAAUACCAAAUAAAUAUAUGUAGGAAUGGAAAAUAGGUGUAGAA
Cebus imitator (Panamanian white-faced capuchin) is the source of this 3644-nucleotide messenger RNA. Its product is annotated as protein FAM156A/FAM156B. Lineage: Eukaryota; Metazoa; Chordata; Mammalia; Primates; Cebidae. The record is from RefSeq and is a predicted model, not a curated record. The transcript is spliced from 2 exons. The coding region runs from base 2243 to 2938 and encodes 231 amino acids.